AUGGCAAAUAGGCACCAAAAUGCUGACGAACUCGUACAGCAAAUUCGACAUGAUAAUAUGGAAGCAAAUAAUAAUCUGGAAGCCAUGGUCGAAAGAAUUAUGGCACGAAAUGGGGUAGAUGUUGGCCUACAUAAGCCAAAUUAUAUGUCCCCUUUAUCUGAGUAUGUCCUGCAUGAGGAAUUACCCCCUAGGUGGAAGGUCCCUAAAUUCACCAAGUUUUCUGGGGAUACUAGUGAAUCCAUUGUAAAACACGUGGCCAGAUACCUCAUAGAGGCGGGGGAAAUUAAAAACAAUGGGAGUCUUAAGAUAAAAUAUUUCCCAAGUUCUCUUACGAAGAACACAUUUACGUGGUUCACCAUAUUACUAGCGAAUUCCAUUGAUACGUUGACUCGUUUGGAAAGACUGUUCCAUGAGCAAUUUUACAUGGGACAGUCGAAGAUAAGUCUGAAAGAAUUGGUCAGUAUCAAACAAAAGUUUACUGAAUCAAUAGAUGAUUACCUGAACAGGUUUCGUCUGCUUAAGGCAAGAUGUUUUACACAAGUGCCUGAGCAUGAAUUGGUCGAAAUGGACGCUGGUGGCCUUGACUAUUCUAUUAGGAAAAAUUUAGAUACCCAAUACCUAAGAGAUAUGGCCCAGUUGGAUGAUAGAGUUCAACAGGUGGAACAUUUGAAGGCUGAGAAAUCCAAAGCAAACAAAAAUAAUAGGAAGGAUAGAAUAGCCUAA
Molecule: messenger RNA, 723 nt
Organism: Lathyrus oleraceus (garden pea)
Lineage: Eukaryota; Viridiplantae; Streptophyta; Magnoliopsida; Fabales; Fabaceae
Exons: 1
Coding region: 1-723 (240 amino acids)
Source: RefSeq, a predicted model, not a curated record